This is a messenger RNA of Vanderwaltozyma polyspora DSM 70294, 531 nucleotides long. RefSeq names its product acireductone dioxygenase (Ni2+-requiring) (gene ADI1). The record is from RefSeq and is a predicted model, not a curated record. Gene Ontology annotation, molecular function: acireductone dioxygenase [iron(II)-requiring] activity. The transcript has a single exon. NCBI's taxonomy places the organism in Eukaryota, Fungi, Ascomycota, Saccharomycetes, Saccharomycetales, Saccharomycetaceae. The coding region runs from base 1 to 531 and encodes 176 amino acids.
AUGGUCCAAUUAUAUUAUCACGAUGAUAAAGAUGAAAUCGAUUUCAGAGAACCGCACAAUUCAGGGAGAAAUGCAAGUUUUAAAGAUGCUGAAAGAUUAGGGGUAUACUAUAAAUACUGUGAAACCAUCGACCAAGUCAAUGAACUUGCCAAGGAGAGAAACUAUAAAAACAGAGAUACUGUUAACAUUUGUUUAGAGAGUUUUAACAAUGAUGAAAGUGCAAUGAUGGAUAAAUUAAAUAUGUUCUACACUGAACAUUUACAUGAAGACGAAGAAAUCAGGUACUGUCUUGACGGUUCAGGGUACUUUGAUCUGAAAACCACCGAUGACAAAGACUGGAUAAGAGUUAAAGUCGACAAGGGAGAUUUGCUGAUAGUUCCAGCCGGUAUCUAUCAUAGAUUCACCUUGACAAAUGACAAUUACAUCGAGGCCCUGAGAUUGUUUAAAGACCAACCAAAAUGGGAGGCAAUUGGUAGACCAACUGCCGACAGCUUGCCAAUUCGUAAAGAAUACAUAUCCCAACACCAAUGA